ACAUCUCAUCUCUCGUGGCUAGUAUAAAUUCCCCGAAACAAAUAUUCUCGCCCCUUUUCUCUCUCGCUCUCUCCCCUGUUUGUCUGCCCAUUUCGUCUCGCCGCCGCCGCAGCUCUCUCUGACUCUGUCCGCCGUUGUGUUCAGUUGCCGUUGCCGUUGCCGUUGCCGACGCAGCUCUAAGUUCAGUCCACGCUGCCCAGCUGACUCUCGAAUUGGCCAAGUUGGUGAAUUCUGGGGCCAUGUUAACUGAUGAUUCUGCUGGAAGCACUACUGAGUUGGGAGAUGAGGAUCACAGUGUGUCCGGUGAUUCCCUGUCUGAAUGGCGAGCCUGUGACCAGGUAGAUAAUGAUAGCCCUUCUACAUCUCCUCCUUUUUGGGACACUGAUGGCGAAGAUGAUGAUCCAGGACCCGGUCCUUCAAAUUUAUUCGGAGGACAUACCUGGAAAAUCAAAAACUUUUCAAAGGAGAAGAAGAGAGAAAUGAAAAGUGAACCAUUUGAAGCUGGUGGUUUUAAGUGGUAUAUUCUAGUUUACCCUCAAGGAUGUGAUGUCUCCAAUCACUUGUCAUUGUUUCUAUGUGUCGCAGAUCAUGACAAACACCUCCCAGGAUGGAGCCAGUUUGCACAGUUCACCAUAGCUGUGGGCAAUCUUGAUCCUAAGAAAGUUAAAUAUUCCGACACCUUGCACAAAUUCUGGAAAAAGGAGCAUGACUGGGGAUGGAAGAAGUUCAUGGAGUUGUCAAAGAUUCAAGAUGGUUUUCUUGUUGAUGAUGUUCUUGAAAUCAUAGCUCAAGUUCAAGUUAUUAGGGAGAAAGUUGACCGCCCUUUUCGUUGCCUUAAUCGCCCAUAUCGCCGAGAAUUACUCCGUGUCUAUAUGACAAAUAUAGAGCAAAUUUACCGGCGCUUUGUUGAAGAACGCAGAAAUAAACUUACCAAGCUCAUUGAGGAUAAAAUGGGAUGGUCCAGUUUCCGUGCUUUCUGGCUUGCAAUUGACCCAAGCACAAGACGUCGCAUGUCCAGAGAGAAGAGCGACAUUGUAUUGAAAAUAAUUGUGAAGCAUUUCUUUGUAGAGAAAGAAGUAACUUCAACAUUAGUUAUGGACUCCCUGCAUACAGGAUUGAAGGCACUCGAGCACCAGAGCAAGGGGAUGAACGGUAGAGGAAGAUUAAUGGACUCAGAGGAGUUGUCAACGUCUAUGAUCCAUGUUGAUAUGGACAUGUUUGUUUUAUCUGGCGAUGUCCUAGCUUUGCUUGAGAGGGCAGCUUUAGAACCCCUGCCUUGUCAACCGCUGUCUCCAAAGGAUGACAAAUGCUCCCAGAGUCGCACUAAGGAUGGUAGUUCUGGAGAAGUUAAAGUCUCAAUUGAGCAUGAAGAAAAGCGCCUAACUGAGUUCAGUCAGAAGAUACUUGAAACAUUUGUUCUCUCUCAUAUAUUUAGUGGGAUUGAGGUCGCUUAUCAAGAAGCUGUUGCUUUGAAGAGGCAAGAGGAGCUUAUUCGUGAAGAGGAAGAAGCUGGGCUCCUUGAAAAUGAGAUGAAGGGGAGGCGUAGCAGUACCACUGAUAAGGAGAAGCGUGCAAAGAAAAAACAGGCCAAACAAAAGAAGAACAAUCGGAAGGUUAAAGAUAAGGAUAGAGGCGAAAAAUCUGAUUCAAAUUUUCCUGAGAAGGAUGAAGAUGAAUGCACAAUUCAGGAUAUGGAUGAUUCUAAGCAGGCAGGACAAGUAGCCAUGAAAGUUGAUACCUCCGAGGAAGGUGCUUCAGAUGUAUCAGACAAUUUAGAUGGGAUAGUUGAGGUAUGUCAAACUAAUGUAGGUGACAAAAUUUCACAACCUGUGAAUGCAAUGAAUGAUGUUGGCAUUGAGACGGAAAAUGUCCACACUCUGAAGAACUCUGUUACGGAGAACAACUCAUUGUCAUGUUCAUCGGAAUCUGGUACUAUGAACAUUAUAAAAGGCAAAAGAACUACCUUGGUAUCACCUAAUAGAGGGAGAACUCAGCGCAGCAGGGCCACAAGCAGCAUGAACAAUGCCGAAGAUGAGGAUGAUCUUCCCUCAAGCACUGCCAGUUCAGACCGCAAUGCAUCGGACUGUGGACCGGCUCCAAAGCUUGACCAGGAGACUGUUAUACUCACCUUAAAAGAUAGGCUUGAGAAGCUUGGGCAACGUCUACAUGAGAAUUCAAUGCAGCAGCAAACACCGGAACUGCUGUUGCUAUUAUAUUGCGGGAAGGAAGUUGAGGGCAGGAAACUACUCAAGGCUCAUUUGGAAAAGAAAGCAGCAGCUGACGCAGCAUCCUCAUCAAGCUCUUUGGAAAAGAUCCAUAAUGUUGUGAAGAGCCCAGUGCGACCCCCAGUAACUAGUUCUGAUGCAAGUAUGUGUGCACGGCCUCCUAAGUCCCUACCUGUAGACACCAAUGGUGCCAAUGGAGUCACUCCAGCAGCGCCAAACACCACCAGAAGCACAGAAUCUGGACCUAUUGUCGCUCCCACUCCAAGUAAGGCUGAACCAGUCUUGUCCAAAGAACAUGUGUCAAGUUCGAACCUGAAAGUUGAUGGAGCUACUCCAGUCACCUCAAGAUUGCUGCCAGUUGAUAAAGCUGCUACACUUCCUUCAAGCUUGCUACUGGUUAAUAAAGCUACCCAAGCUCCCCCUGAAUCACCUGCACCACGGGUUGCUAAGGCCACUAAUGCUAUUCCAGCUCCCCCCAAAUCAUCUAAAUGUCAGGCUGACAAGGCUACUAAAGCUAUCACAGCUCCUCCAAGGUCACCUGCACCACAGGUUGAAAGAGUUGCUAAAGCUAUUCCAGCUCUGCCAAAAUCACCUGCACCUCAGGUUGAUAAGGUUGUGCCAGUUAACGCGGUAUCACAGUCUAAUUCAGAAGCUCGAAAAAGUAUUGUUUCUAAAAGGACUGCUGUCUCUUCUGUUCCACAAACUCCAACUUCAGCAUCAAGGCCUUCAAGUGCUCCUCUGUUCCAGGCACCAAGAGCAACUUUAACACCUACAUCUGCAGUUCAAGUUCCCCCAUUGCUGUCACGUUCGCUGAGUGUGUCUAGACAAUCCCGCAUUGAGCCCUCCUCCCCUGUCCCAAGUUAUGUACCACAGACCUACCGAAAUGCCAUGAUCGGUAAGGGUAAUCUUGAUACGACCUUGUCAAGUGUUGAUAACUCAUCUUCUCUAGGCCAAAGCAAUGCACUUUCGCAACCACUAUCAACAUAUCCAUCGGCAACAUCUGUUAUGGUGCCUCCUCUUGGACGGAAUGUCCAGUUACCUGGUAAUCAAGGAUUCAUGUCUGGGCUGGGCAAGUUGGAAGUUCUUGAUAAUUGGCACCCGUGGAAAGGUGGCGGUGAUGCUAGCAAACACAUGUGGAGGGAUGGUGCCUCUACUCCAUACCAACAGAUAAUCAAUGCUGAUGCACGCAUACACCCUUGGAAUGAUAAUUCUUAUCAUCCAACAAGCAACAGUAAGACAGAAGAAGGCAGGUUUGGGGGAAUUCCACAUAGGCGGUUCCAGAGGGAUAUCCCUACAAAUUUGGUCUCACAUCAUCAGCUGCAGGGUUCAGUGGGUGAAGAAUUUCCGCAUCUUGAUAUAAUCAACGACUUACUUGAGGAGGAACAAAGCAAUGUGAGCAUGGCACAAUCUCCCCUCCAGGAAUACCGUACAUUUGGCUUGCCAUUUUCUCCAAGAGGCAACUUAGCAGAGGCUGACAUGGCUUCUUUAAGUAGUUCUGGCCGGUUGAACCUAACCGACCAUUACUAUGACGAGGGUUACCUGGGGGCUUAUGACAGGAUGAAUGCUCUACACAGGCUGAGAGAGGGACAUUUUUCCACAUCGGACGCUUAUUCCAAUGGAAGGGUGGACUCUGUUUCAUCUAAGCCUUGGCUUUAUAGCUAUCCUAAUCCAAUGGUGCAUCCUGGAGUUAACCCGAAUGCAUUUCCACAGCAGGUAGGAGAUUACACCAAUCAUGCGAGUGGGAGGGUGAAUGAGGAAUACCUCUAUCGCCGUGCCAACGGGCAAUGGUAAUGCAUGUACACAAUCCAGAAUAAUGCCAGGUCGAAGGUUCGCCAUGGCCUUUGAUUUGUAAUUUCUCAUUUGAAAAGGGCAAAAGAAAGGUUCAUCAUGUAAAUUGCCGUGGUUAGUCUGUUCUAUUGCAUGUUGAGUGCUGCUGUGUUUCCUUGACUAUCUUUUUUGCUAUUUUUUUGGUGUUGGGAACUGCAGCUAACAUGUCAACCGUGCAGGUUGUAUGGCUACCCCAUCCCCCAUUAUGGGAAAUUUUUAGAUUUUGCUUGCAA
This is a messenger RNA of Brachypodium distachyon (stiff brome), 4285 nucleotides long. Its product is annotated as TNF receptor-associated factor homolog 1b. The transcript is spliced from 14 exons. Bases 240 to 4016 code for a protein of 1258 amino acids. NCBI's taxonomy places the organism in Eukaryota, Viridiplantae, Streptophyta, Magnoliopsida, Poales, Poaceae. The record is from RefSeq and is a predicted model, not a curated record. Gene Ontology annotation, molecular function: protein binding.